AUGGACGACACAGAAGGGCCAAACGAUUGUUACUGUGCUGGCUGUGGAGCGAGAGUCCACGAGCCGUUCCACAUGAAGGUCUUGCAGGAUACUUGGCACGCCGCCUGCUUCCAGUGCUCUGUGUGCUGUGACCACCUGACCAACUGGUAUUAUGAAAAGGAUGGGAAGCUGUACUGUCGCAAACACUACUGGGAGAAGUUUGGAGAGCUGUGUCAUGGAUGCUCGCUGCUCAUGACUGGACCUGCCAUGGUGGCCGGAGAACACAAAUAUCAUCCUGAGUGCUUUGUGUGUCUCAGCUGCAAAGUGGUGAUUGAAGACCAGGAUACCUAUGCCUUAGUGGAGCGCUCCAAACUAUACUGCGGGAAGUGCUACAAGCAGGUGAUCCUCACGCCAAUGUUGGAAAAGCGCUCGCACGACUCUGUCCUGGAUUCCCACCCACACACGGUGAUGCUCAUCUCAAUGCCCUCAGCGGCCAACGGCAAGAGGGGCUUUUCUGUUUCGGCGCUGCGGGACGUCAACGGCUCCGCGAGUGUCCAAGUCAAAGAGGUCAGAGGGAUGCUCAUUAGCCCUGAGGUGCGGAAUGCCAUCCACGUUGGAGACCGCAUCCUUGAGAUCAAUGGUGUUCCAGUGGGGACACUGCUGGAGGAAGAGGUGGAUGACCUCAUCCAUCGCACCAGUCAAACAUUACAGCUGCUUAUAGAGUACGACCCGGUGAGGCAACGUUUGGACCGUCUCUGUCUGGAAUCGUCUAGGAACGUCCUGGGAGUACCGGCAACUUCCCGCAUGCGCCUUUCCUCGCCAUCCAAUGCGGUCCUGGAAAGAACCCAGGUGGACCACGGCACACUAAAGAGGAGAUCUUUGAGGCGUAGUAACAGCAUCUGCAAGUCGCCUGGGCCGAAUUCCCCCAAAGAGCAUCUUUUCAUUACCAGAGACAUCGGACGCUCGGAAUCUUUGAGGUCGUCCAGUAGUUGUUCUCAUCGCAUCUUCAGACCGUGUGACCUCAUCCACGGCGAGGUUUUAGGGAAAGGCUUCUUUGGACAGGCUAUCAAGGUGACCCAUAAAGCCACUGGAGAGGUGAUGGUGAUGAAGGAGCUGCUUCGAUGUGAUGAGGAGACCCAAAAAACUUUCCUCAAGGAGGUCAAAGUCAUGCGCAGUUUGGACCACCCUCAUGUCCUCAAGUUCAUCGGAGUACUCUAUAAGGACAAGAGGCUGAAUUUGAUCACAGAGUUCAUCGAAGGGGGAACACUCAAGGACUUCAUCAGAGACACUGAUCCAUUUUCAUGGGAGCAAAGAGUGAGUUUUGCAAAGAGCAUCGCCUCUGGCAUGUCUUACCUUCAUUCUAUGAGCAUCAUACACAGAGACCUCAACUCUCACAACUGCCUUGUCAAACUGGACAACACAGUGGUUGUCGCUGACUUUGGACUGUCACGACUCAUCGUAGAAGAAAAAGUGAAACCAGCACCUGAAAAGAACACCAAGAAGAGAGUUUUGCGACGGAUUGACCGGAAAAAAAGGUACACCGUAGUCGGAAACCCCUACUGGAUGGCGCCAGAGAUGCUGAACGGUAAACGCUACGAUGAGAAAGUGGACAUUUUCUCAUAUGGAAUUGUUCUUUGUGAGAUCAUCGGGAAGGUCUACGCAGACCCAGAAUGUCUCCCGAGAACUCUGGACUUUGGUCUGAAUGUGGGAAAGUUUGUGGAGAAGUUCCUCCCUGAAGACUGUCCACCAGCGUUCUUUCCGCUGGCCGUCGCGUGCUGUGACCUCACACCAGACAACCGUCCCCCAUUCCAGAAGCUGGAAGACUGCUUCAAAGCACUAUCCCUCAACCAGGAGUUGGGCAUCCCCCUCCCGUCCGAAUUAGAUGAACUCCAUCAGAGUCUGAGUCGACUCCACUGGCCCAAAGACAGUUCCUCCCAAUCACCUAGCCCAGAUGAACCACAGUCCCCUAAAGCGGCCUCUCCGGACUGUUCCGGCACGUCAGACAAUGGCACUUAA
Messenger RNA from Nerophis lumbriciformis (worm pipefish), 1995 nucleotides. The record is from RefSeq and is a predicted model, not a curated record. Lineage: Eukaryota; Metazoa; Chordata; Actinopteri; Syngnathiformes; Syngnathidae.